CGAUUUUCAAGUUCGUUUUGUUGUUCGUACGCAAAGAUUUGGAGGUUAAAAUUGGGAUUUUCCUGUUUUUUGAUGAAAUUAGAUAAGAAGUUAAUCUUUUUAGAAUAAAAAAUACGGGCUUGUGCAUUCUCUGUCUAUUUUCAAUCGAUUUACAACCUAUUCCAUCUUAAAAUACGAAUAAUUCUUCAGUACAGUAGCUAUGUCAUGCUGGAAACAUAUUUCUAGAUUUAAAUUAUUUUAAUAGAAGGAAGCAUGGAGUUAUCUUGGCCUUCCAGUGAGGGAUUGUUUGAAAAACAACUGAACAAUCUACCGUGCUCUGUAUUCAAUACCAGUAAGAAUGUUGUAAGUGCAACAACCAGUCGACCAAUACCAGCCAAGAAAGCUGUCCAAGAGAAGCCACAAUGCCAGCCCUGCAGAAAAAAGCUGCCGUCAAAAUACUACACCAAACUCUACAACAAAAUAUGGCAGGAAAUGGAGGAUAUGAUGGAGGAAGAGAAACGGCUCAGCAUGAUGUUGGACUCGCAGAGCUUCGAGCAGAACUCUCCCCGUCUCCGCAAAUCACAACAAAGUGUGUCGUCGUGCCUGAUACAGAGUUCACAGCGUUGCCAGGACGUUAACGGAGGCAACGGAUUGAACUUGAAACAGAAUCGUUGCAAGGGUGUUCCUCUCGACAACAGAGCAAAUCAAAGUGUAUCAUCUUGUUUGAUACAGAAUCGUUGCAAGAGCGUUCCUCUCGACAACGGAAAGUGCUGCAUCUGUAAACCUGUGUACUGCUCUUGUAAUCCCGUGAAGUGUACUUGUAAACCGGGGAAAAUAAGGGACAGUGGAGGUAAUUUUGCAGGGGAAAUUAGGGACAGCGGAGAGAAUUUUGCAGGGGAAAUCAGGGACAGUGGAGGGAAUUUUGCAGGGAAAAUUAGGGACAGUGGAGGGAAUUUUGCAGGGGAAAUCAGGGACAGUGAAAGGAAUUUUGCUGGUGAAAUCAGGGACAGUAAAGGGAAUUUUGCAGCAAGUUGUAGCAAAGAGAAGAAGGGUGAACAAAAAAAUGUUUUGGAUAAGCAACAGCGGGUGAGGAAUAGAAACAGAAACUACUUGAAAGAAGGAGAAGAAGCUGGGGUUUUGGAGGAGAAUAGAAAGAAAGACUGGUUGAGAGAAGGAAGAGAAGAUAAGAAGGGAGAAAUAGCGGGGAAGCAACAGGUGUUGAAGAAUAGAGACAAAGACGAAGAGCAGGAGAAGAGGAUGGAGGAAGAAGACAAAGAAGAAGAAGAAGAAGAGUAUUUUUGGUGUGGAGCCAGUUUAUACGUGUUUGUAGAAGAGGUAGACAGUAGAAAAAGAGCGAAUACAAGGGAAAUGAUGGCCCAUAAAGUGAAAUCCAAUAGGAGACACAUAAAUAGAAUGAAAGAGUAUCUAAGGAUGAUUACUGGAGAUCCAGUUGAACUAGAAGAGGACGAAAAAGGAGGAGAACAAGAAAUAGAAGUGGAGAAAAUAGAUGUGGAAAACUGGUUGAAACAGGUUUCACCUGAGAGUCAAGUGGACGCUUGGGUGAGUACUGUAGUCGCUGAGGACUGUUUGGAUUGUAUUUUUCCGCUACCACAAUGGAAACGUUAUGAAUGGGAUAGUAACGACAUUGACGACUCUAGUGAUUAUGAGGAAGAAAAUUGGGUUUCUGGAACACAAUUUAGAAAUAACACUUUUUCCAAAAAUUGCUCAAAUAAGGCCCAAGGAUCUGGUGGGAAUGAUGUGGUGAAUUCUAGUACACAAGGCAGUGAUUCGGAGAAUUAUAAAAAAAUUUAUGGAAAUAUAGUAGGAUCUAGUGCACAGGACAGUAAUUUAAAAAGUGCUCAAAAUUUUGGUGGAAAAGAUGUGAUAAAUUCUAGUACUCAGGACAAAGUUUCAAAAGAUUCUCGAAAUCCUGAUGGAAAAGAUUUGAUAAAUUCUAGUAAACAAGGUAGUGAUUCGAAAAGUACUCAACAUUUUGGUGGAAAUGACGUAGUAAAUUCUAGUGUACACGUCUGUAGUUCGAAAAAUUCUGGUGGAAACAAUGUGAUAAAUUCUAUUUUACAGGACAGUGAAUCAAAAAGAGCUCGAAAUUCUUGUGGCAAUGUUGUAAACCCUAGCAAAAAUGGCAGUAAUUCUAAAAAUUCUAAUUCAAAUGUUGUAGAAAUUCAUGAAUCUUCUUCUACGGGAUCAUUCUAUCUAGAAAUCAGUUGUGGCGAAGUCUCAACAAGUGACAAAAAUGUUGUGAAAAAUUUGAAAUGUUCGUCCUCAGAGGGAGACUGCUUUUCCGACAAUGCUCAGUGGUUGGAAAAUUCUCAGAAUUCGAGUAGCAUUGAGCCUGAUAUCAGAGGGGGAAAUUUUCGGAAAAAAUUGGAUAAAAUCUGUGGUAAUUUGAGGAAAAGCAGUGAAAAUUUGGGUGGACGUUUUUGUAGAAGUAAAGUGGAUGCUGUGGAUGAAGAUGAUACAGAUUCUACAAAUUUUGAGGAGAAAAUUGAGGAAUUGACUGGAAAUAGAAUAAGUUCUUGUGAUUCUACAGAAAACCAAGGAAAUUCUAGUCAUAACAAUAGAGCUCUAUCAGGAAAACGUGGAGAUUCCGUUUGUAAAGCUGCUGCAGGCUCGAGAAAACCCCAAAGAAAUUAUUGUGAUGGAACCAACAAAAAUGUAGUCACAACCAACAACAAUUUAGUAGGAAACCUACAAAAAAAUUUAGUGAAAAACAACAAAAGUUUAGCAGUAAACCUUGAAAAAACUGGUGAAGCGAUUCCCAAUUUAUUAGUUCUUAAAGUUGGUUCACAGGAAGUUAAAAAGUUGAAGAAUGUUCUAGUAGAUAACAAUUUUAGAGAAAUUAAUGCACAAACAAUUUCAAGAACGACUGAAAACUUGAGAAAUUCUCAUGACGAGUUUUUCGAUAAUUCUUUUGACAUGUUCUUGGAUUCAAUUGAUGAUCAAUUGACAGAAAAUCGCCAAAAGUCUGUUGAAGAAAAGUUUGUUGAAAAUUCCAAUGAAAUGUCACAGGAAAAAUAUAAAAAUCACAGAAAUUCUGUUAACGAAAAUAAUGUUGACAAGUGUAAUGAAAUUCCAAUGAAAAAAAUUGAGAAAUCAACACAAAAUCACAGAAACUCUGUUGACGAAAUUUUUGUUGAUAAUUCCAGUGGAAUAGUUAUGAAAAAAAUUGAUAAAUCAAAACAAAAUUCAAGUGAGAAAGAUGUGGAAGAUAAUCCCAAUGCCAAAAACAUGGCUAAUACUCGGAAAAGUUUUGAGAAGUCCAGUGGAGGUGAUGUAGAAAAUUGUGUAACUAGUGAGAAAAAUUGUAAAUCCACUGUAGAAAAUUUUAAAAGUUUUGGACAUUCUGUGAGAAAUUGCGUCGUUAUUUUGGAAAAAUUGGAAAUUUGUUUAGACUCUAGAAUCGGCAACAGGACGACUCGUAAGGUUAUUGAAGCAUCCUGUCAAAAUUCAGACAAGAAGCGAAAAAGUUGUGUUUUAGACGAAAAUUUGUGUACAAACGACGAAAAUUUUGUGAAAAAACGGUGCAUGGCCAGUGAAAACGAUACCAGUAAUGGCAACCAAAAAUUAAUGGAAAACAGUGGUAAGAACGAUUUACAGCAUAAUCCUAAAAAACUUCUACAGUCCAAGUCAAGACUACUUGUAAAGAAUGUUUCAGAAAAUUUGGGUGAUGGAUUUAAAGAUGGACAGUUGAAGAAAAAAUUGAGAAUCUGUAUUGAGACGCCGAAAAUUGCUGGGAGAAAAAGUCUGGAAGAGAUAGAGCAUGAAAUGAAAGUUUUCUAUGGGAUUUUGAAAGAUUCCAAUCAAAAACAGGUGGUUUGUGAUAAUGUGAAAAAAUCUAAACAAAAACAGCUGAUCUCUGAUAUUGUGGAAAAGUCUAAUGAAAAACAGCAAAAGAUCUGCGACCAUUUGAUAAAGUCUGAUAGAAAACAGCUGAUUUGUUACAGUGUGGAUGAAACCAAAAAGAAACAGCUAAUCUCUCACAGUGUGGAUAAAUCUAAUCAAAAACAGCUGAACUCUGAUAAUGCGGAAAAAUCGAAUGUAAAACAGCAUAAUAUCUGCGACCAUACAAAAAAUUCUGAUAAGAAACAGAUGACUAGUGACAGUGUGGAAAAAUCUAAUCAAAAACAGCUGAUUGUUAACAGGCCGGGAAUUUCUGGUGAGGAUCAGCUGAUUUCUGGUAGUAAGCAAGACUAUAGCUACAGUAUUCCCUCUAUAACUAAACAUAUUUCAACAAAGAUAAUAAUUGAUAAUUCAUUAUCCAUAACAGCGACAUCUGGUGACGUGAAAACAAACUACAUUCGACUGAAGGACAAAUUAGCGGCUGAUGAAAAUGAUUUUUCAGCAAAAAAUCCAAAAUCCAGUUUGGGUGCAGAUCAGACAAGAAGAGUGAAGCAUCCUCUCUCUCUUACAAAACGGCUCAGAAAAUCAACGUCUACAUUAACUAAUAGCAACCGGCAACUUAUCAAUGAAUGCAACGAUAGCGGAUUAGACGUUGAAAUCGAAAUCGUUAAAAGGAAAGUGAAAAAAAUGUUUGGCAUCAUAACUGAGAUAAGACCUCCACUACAAGAUGACAAUGCGAAAGAUGCGAUAGUAUGGAAUUGUGGACGUUGUAAAAAAUUUUACAAUUACACACAAGUAAAGUUCAAAUUUCCAGAAUUGAAUCUAGUUGCUGAGUGUCCCAAGAAAUGCAGACAAGCAAAUGGUACAAAACACUUGAAAGGCCAGCUGAUGUUCGAGUUCCUAAUUGAGAACAUCUUGGAUGAAAAGGUGUAUUCAUAUCUGCUCGCCAACAACGAGGCUGAAUCAUUCUUCGGUUGCUCAGCGUUCGCCUACUGGAGCCGGGACACUGUCAGAGUGGAGCUACGUCAAUGCAUCGAACGUCUCCUGAUUGGGCGGCAAAAAGGCCUCAUCAGCAAUUUCUUUGUAGAUGAAAACGCCUUCGACGAGCAAGGCCGUCAGUUUAUUGUCAACGUUGUACGCAUGCGCGAGAAAUCAUCGGAGACCAAUUAGAUAUUUUUAAGCAAGAUAGACACGUUAAACUGUUGGCCGCGGCUGAACAGAAAAGGUUAGGGAGGUGAGGCAGAGCCGUCGAAACGUAGAUGCACUGGUUGAAGAAGUUGUAGUUCUUUGGAGUUGUUUUGCUUUUUUAUUUAGUUUUAUUUAUUUAUUUCAAAUAUUAAACAUGCAUGUAAGAACUCAUGGACAAAGGCUGUGAAAUAGAAGAUAGUCUACCUAUUCUGACAGGUAGAAGCGAAUUUCACCAAAGUGGCUCAAAAAAGAAAAUAUUUGUCAUUAAUUAGCUAUGAAAGUCAUUUGUUGUCGAAUAUUGUUACUAUUAUUUAACAUUGUACAAUAUUUUAAAGUAGGACGUAUUUUUUAAGUAUUAUCAUAGAGAAACAAUAGCAUAAAUAGAUAUCCCAUGGUAUAGGGCGUUUUUGUCGCAACUUUUACUGUUAUCUCAAGCCGAUUACUGUUGAUUAUUGUCGAUUUUUACUGUCUUGUUGGGGUUAGAGUGUAUGAACGGCACAAUAUGAGAGACUACCAGCGUCACACAGCUUCACGGGAAAGAAUUACAUAGACUAUCGGCUUGAGAUAACAGUAGAAGUUGCAACAUAAACGCCCUAUACCAUGGGAUAUCUACUUAAGCUAUUGUUUCUCUAUGGUAUUAUUGAGCAUGUAAUUUUGUAAGUAUUUUACUUUAUUUUUCAGUGAGGGCUGUUUUAUAUUUUUUUAGUUAUAAAUCUACAAGUUUUAGCUGCAUUGAUAGAGGAAUCUGGUUACCAACUAGUCCUUGAGGAAUUUUAAUUUAUUACCAUAACUUAAAUAAGUUAAAUAAAUAUUUAUCAGUGUGAUUGAUUAAAGUUUUUCAAUUUGAUUUAUUUUCUCAUUGAAAUAAUUAUUUUUAAUUUGUAUUUAUGAGUUGAAUGCUAGUUUCUCUAGUUAAUAAUGGAUAAUUGGAAUAAUAUUCUUGUUAAUGUUAUCAAGAGUGAGUGAUCGAUUAUUUCUAUUUAAUUUAUGAUAUCAGGUUUAUUUAUUUUAUGAGAACUUGUAAUAAUAAUUUUCAGUUAUGUGACAUUAAAGUUUGGUUUUUAA
Nilaparvata lugens (brown planthopper) is the source of this 6093-nucleotide messenger RNA. RefSeq lists its product as uncharacterized. Bases 253 to 5010 code for a protein of 1585 amino acids. NCBI's taxonomy places the organism in Eukaryota, Metazoa, Arthropoda, Insecta, Hemiptera, Delphacidae. The transcript has 8 exons. The record is from RefSeq and is a predicted model, not a curated record.